Molecule: messenger RNA, 1374 nt
Organism: Eptesicus fuscus (big brown bat)
Lineage: Eukaryota; Metazoa; Chordata; Mammalia; Chiroptera; Vespertilionidae
Gene: GOT1L1
Product: glutamic-oxaloacetic transaminase 1 like 1
Exons: 9
Coding region: 100-1356 (418 amino acids)
Biological process (GO): L-aspartate biosynthetic process
Cellular component (GO): cytosol
Molecular function (GO): pyridoxal phosphate binding; L-aspartate:2-oxoglutarate transaminase activity
Source: RefSeq, a predicted model, not a curated record
GCAGGCCUGGGAAGCUCAGGCUUAGAGGAAGCCUUGGGGCAAAAGCAGGAGAGAGCAUAGGAGUGGAGUCAUAGUCUUGGUUCUACUUUCAUCUCAGUGAUGUCCACCCUUUCGGUGUUCUUGGAUGUGCCCGCAGCUCAGAAGCUAGAAGGCAGCUUGUUAAAGACCUACAAACAAGACGACUGCUCUAAGAAGAUGUUCCUGGCCUAUAAAGUCUGCAUGACCCAGGAAGGACAACCCUGGGUUUCUUUCGUGGUGCACAAAAUCCGGCUGCAGAUCGCACAGGAUCCCUCCCUGAACUAUGAGUAUCUACCGGUGAUGGGCAUGAAAUCAUUCAUCCAGGCCUCGUUGGGACUUCUCUUCGGAAAGCACAGCCAAGUCAUUGUGGAGAACAGGGCAGGGGGUGUGCACACUGUUGGUGACAGUGGUGCCUUCCAACUUGGGGCCCAGUUCCUCAAAACUUGGCGUCGGGAUUCUCAAAUAGUCUACGUCAUUUCUUCUCAAAUAGAACAUCAUGGACUCAUCUUCCAGGACAUGGGCUUUACAGUUUUUGAAUUCUCCUUCUGGGACUCUGAGCAGCUGUGCAUGGACCCCAAUAUGCUCUUCAGUGUGGUGAAGCAGGCCCCAUAUGGCUGUAUCUUUGUGAUCGGGAACAUUGACUACUGCAAGUUGACACAAUAUCAGUGGACAAAGUUGAUGGCCACCAUGAAGAGAAAGCGGAUAUUCCUAUUUUUUGACAUUCCCUAUCAAGGUUUAUCUACCGGUGACCUGGAAGAAGAUACUAAAUUCUUACAAUACUUCGUGUCCGAAGGCUUUGAAUUCUUCUGCAGCCAGUCUCUGUCCAAGAGUUUUGGCAUUUAUGAUGAAGGAGUGGGGAUCCUAGCCGUGGUGGCACUCAACAACCAGCUCCUGCUGUGUGUCCUCUCCCAGCUGAUGAACUUCGCCCUGGCCCUGUGGCUAAACCCUCCCACCUCGGGUGCUCGCAUUAUCACCUCCAUCCUCUGUAACCCUGCUCUGCAUGAAGCAUGGAAGCUGAGUCUGAAAGAGGUCGCAGAAAGCAUUAUGCUCAUCAAAGAAAAGGUUAAAGAGAAGCUCCGGCUCCUGGGAACGCCUGGCUCCUGGGAUCACAUCACUAAUCAGAAUGGGACCCAUGGCUAUCUUGGACUCAACUUCCAACAGAUAGAAUACUUGGUCAAGAAGAAACAUAUCUACAUCCCCAAGAAUGGUCGGAUUAACUUCACCUGUAUCAAUGCCUGCAACAUAGAUUACAUCACUCAGAGCAUCAACGAGGCUAUCUGCUUCACAAAGGGCUCUGGGAAAAAAAAAGUCUCCAGAAAGUCAACAGCUUCUAGUUAGAAUAAAAGCUUGAGUCUU